Impatiens glandulifera is the source of this 1858-nucleotide messenger RNA. Its product is annotated as protein DETOXIFICATION 54. The coding region runs from base 87 to 1595 and encodes 502 amino acids. Gene Ontology annotation, cellular component: membrane. Gene Ontology annotation, biological process: xenobiotic detoxification by transmembrane export across the plasma membrane. Lineage: Eukaryota; Viridiplantae; Streptophyta; Magnoliopsida; Ericales; Balsaminaceae. Gene Ontology annotation, molecular function: xenobiotic transmembrane transporter activity; antiporter activity. The transcript has 3 exons. The record is from RefSeq and is a predicted model, not a curated record.
GACUCACUGCUUUCUGAAACUCUGUUAAGAAAAAACACUGAUUAAUCUUUGCUUAUUUCUCACGCCGUGUUCUUCUGAGUUCAACAAUGGAUGAAAAAUACACAACGGGUUUAAGCUCUAAUAAGCUUCCUACCUCCGAUGAGGUACUUGACGAAUUAAAGGAGCUUUGGUCGAUGGCCUUUCCCGUAUCGGCGAUGAACUGUCUUGUCUACAUCCGUGCCUUGGUUUCCGUUCUAUUUCUAGGCCAUCUAGGCAGCCUAGAACUCGCCGGCGGCGCUUUAUCGAUCGGUUUCACCAACAUCACAGGCUAUUCUGUUCUCGUUGGCCUAGCAUCAGGUCUUGAACCCGUUUGCAGUCAGGCUUACGGGAAUAAAAACAUGGACCUACUUCAAGUAUCCCUCCACCGAAUGAUCACAAUCCUAUUACUAGCGAUAAUACCAAUCGGGUUAAUUUGGAUCAAUCUAGAAUCAAUAAUGUUAUUCUUGGGUCAAGACAGUGAAAUCACUUCAAUGGCCGCAACUUACUGUCUUUUUUCUCUCCCUGACCUAUUAACCAACUCAUUACUGCAGCCUUUACGGGUAUUCCUCAGGUCGCAAGGGAUUACAAAACCGAUGAUGUAUUGCACACUGGCGGCGGUUGCACUUCACGUGCCUUUGAAUUUUGUUAUGGUAAUGGGGUUGGGAAUGGGUGUAAGAGGAGUGGCGGUUGCUUCUGUGAUGACCAAUUUGAAUAUGGCAGUGUGUUUGAUGGGUUAUGUUUGGAUUAAGGGUCUGUGGGAUUGGCGGUGUUUGAAGGCGUCGAACGGUGGCGGCGGCGGCGGCGGCGGCGGCGGCGGAGGGAUUGGAGAGUUGUUGAAGCUGGCGGUGCCAAGUUGUGUUGGUAUAUGUUUGGAGUGGUGGUGGUAUGAGAUUGUGACGGUUCUUGCCGGAUACUUGCCGGCUCCGAGGAAUGCGGUGGCGGCGACCGGAAUACUUAUUCAGACAACCAGUCUUAUGUAUACUAUUCCAAUGGCUCUCGCCGGCUGCGUUUCUGCCAGGGUUGGUAACGAGCUAGGAGCUGGGCGGCCUUUCAAGGCGAAGUUAGCUGCGAUUGUGGCUCUGGGUUGUGCUAUUCUCAUAGGCUUCCUAAACUUGUCAUUGACCGUGAUCUUCCGUGAGAAGUGGCCCGAAAUAUUUACUCGUGACAAAAUGGUAACUUCCUUGGUCGCUUCAGUUUUACCGAUUAUGGGCCUAUGUGAGCUUGGAAACUGUCCUCAAACAACCGGAUGUGGGGUCCUACGUGGCACGGCUCGUCCUGUCAUAGGGGCUAGGAUAAACCUAGGGUCCUUCUACAUUGUGGGUACGCCCGUGGCUGUUUUACUAGCUUUCUGGCUUCGGGUUGGAUUCAGCGGUCUUUGGUAUGGGCUUCUAUCGGCCCAAGUGUCGUGCGCUGUGUGGGUUAUGUAUGUGGUGGUGAAGACAGAUUGGGAAGGGGAGUCACUUAAGGCUAAGAGGCUGGCUGGGGCAGUUAUUGGUGGCUUAGAAAUGGGGAAUGGGAAAUUAGGGAUGGAAGAAAGUAAUGAUGAGGAAAAAAAUGUGUUAUUGAUAGAGGAAUAGUCAUAUUGAGAAUGUUUCCUAAGGGGAGAAAAUAAAUUGUCUUUUUUCUUGAGAAUGGUGAAAGGAUGGCUUGUUUCCUAGCCAUACUUGUUUUGGUGUCCUUGGUCAGAUCUUUUUUGCUUGGACUCUCUGUGUUGAUAUGUUUAUCGAAAUGAAUUAUAGGCAUGGGGAAAUGAUUGUUUUAUGCCCCAUAUAUAUGGACCCCAUUCUAGUUUCUUAUGGCCUAUUAGUAUUAUUAGCAAGUUCUAUUUUCUCUCAAUUCU